Molecule: messenger RNA, 2917 nt
Organism: Puma concolor (puma)
Lineage: Eukaryota; Metazoa; Chordata; Mammalia; Carnivora; Felidae
Source: RefSeq, a predicted model, not a curated record
CGAGAUGCUGUUUGGCGACUCGUCGCCAUUCCCGGAGCACCUCGGCCUCGGCCCAGAGGCGAGUGUCGGUCGCUGUGUCGGAGACACCGGUCCCCGACACCAAGACAGCCAGCCCUCUCCCCUGCCCCGCGGCGGGAGAGCGUGUCCGGCCGGCCGGCGGGGCUCGCACACCUUCCCUCGACUCCCCUUCCCCCGUAGCCUCCGCCCCGCCAGGCCCGGCCCGGACCUCCGAGCCCCGGCCUCCUCCUUCUCUGUCACUGCCGCCGCUGCCGCCGGGCUCGACAGCCCCGUCCGCUGCUUCUCUUUCCAGUUUGAGAAGCCGAGGAAGGAAACAGGGAAAAAUGUCGCCAUGAAGGCCGAGAACCGCUGCCGCCGCCGACCCCCGCCGGCCCCGAACGCCAUGAGCCUGGGUCCCCGCCGCGCCCGCUCCGCUCCGACCGCCGCCGCCGCCGAGGCCCCCGUUGAUGCCGCAGAGCUCCCCCAACGCCGCCGCCACCGCUUCCGACAUGGACAAGAACAGCGGCUCCAGCAGCUCCUCCGCCUCUUCGGGCAGCAGCAAAGGGCAACAGCCGCCCCGCUCCGCCUCGGCGGGGCCGGCCGGCGAGUCUAAACCCAAGAGUGGUGUCGAUUAUAUAAUAAAUCCAAAGGUAGCAGAGGCUCAACGGGCAGAGUUUAGCCCUGCCCAGUUCUCUGGUCCGAAGAAGAUCAAUCUGAACCACUUGUUGAAUUUCACUUUUGAACCCCGUGGCCAGGCGGGUCACUUUGAAGGCAGUGGACAUGGCAGCUGGGGAAAGAGGAACAAAUGGGGGCAUAAGCCUUUUAACAAGGAACUCUUUUUACAGGCCAACUGCCAAUUUGUGGUGUCUGAAGACCAAGACUACACAGUUCAUUUUGCUGAUCCUGAUACCUUAGUCAACUGGGACUUUGUGGAACAAGUGCGCAUUUGUAGCCAUGAAGUGCCAUCUUGCCCAAUAUGCCUAUAUCCACCUACUGCAGCCAAGAUAACCCGUUGUGGACACAUCUUCUGCUGGGCAUGCAUUCUGCACUACCUUUCACUGAGUGAGAAGACCUGGAGUAAAUGUCCCAUCUGUUACAGUUCUGUGCAUAAGAAGGAUCUCAAGAGUGUUGUUGCCACCGAGUCACGUCAGUAUGUUGUUGGUGACACUAUUACAAUGCAGCUGAUGAAGAGGGAGAAAGGGGUGUUGUUGGCCUUGCCCAAAUCCAAAUGGAUGAAUGUAGACCAUCCUAUUCAUCUAGGAGAUGAACAGCACAGCCAGUACUCCAAGUUGCUGCUGGCCUCUAAGGAGCAGGUGCUGCACCGGGUAGUUCAGGAAGAGAAAAUAGCUUUGGAGCAGCAGCUGGCAGAGGAGAAGCACACUCCCGAGUCCUGCUUUAUUGAGGCAGCUAUCCAGGAGCUCAAGACUCGGGAAGAGGCUCUGUCAGGAUUGGCUGAAAGCAGAGGGGAGGUCCUUAGUGUUGUGCCUGCUCUGGAACAACUGGUGCUGAUGGCUCCCUUGGCGAAGGAGUCCGUUUUUCAACCCAGGAAGGGUGUGUUAGACUAUCUGUCUGCUUUUGAUGAAGAGACCACCGAAGUUUGUUCUCUGGGUUCUCCUCGUCCUCUUGCUCUCCCUCUGGUAGAGGAAGAGGAAGCAGUGUCUGAACCGGAGCCUGAAGCCUGUGAUGACUCAGAGUUAGCAGAUGACAGUCUUGGAGAGGGGACCAUUUGUACUGAGUCCAGCCAGCAGGAACCCAUCACCAAGCCAGGCUUCACACACCUGAGUGGCUCUCCUUGUUACUACUUUUACCAAGCGGAGGACGGGCAGCACAUGUUCCUGCACCCUGUGAAUGUGCGCUGCCUUGUGAGGGAGUACGGCAGCCUGGAGCAGAGCCCGGAGAAGAUCUCGGCAGUAGUGGUGGAGAUCGCCGGCUACUCCAUGUCUGAGGAUGUUCGGCAGCGUCAUAGAUACCUCUCUCACCUGCCGCUCACCUGUGAGUUCAGCAUCUGUGAACUGGCUCUGCAGCCUCCUGUGGUCUCUAAGGAAACUCUGGAGAUAUUCUCAGAUGACAUUGAGAAGAGGAAGCGUCAGCGCCAGAAGAAGGCUCGGGAGGAACGCCGCCGGGAGCGCAGGAUUGAGAUGGAGGAGAACAAGAAACAGGGCAAGUAUCCAGAAGUCCACAUUCCCCUAGAGAAUCUACAGCAGUUUCCUGCCUUCAAUUCCUAUACCUGCACCUCUGAUUCUGCUUUGGGUCCCACCAGCACCGAGGGCCAUGGUGCCCUCUCCCUGUCUCCUCUUAGCAGAAGUCCAGGUUCCCAAGCAGACUUUCUGCUGACCCCUCUGUCACCGACUGCCAGUCAGGGCAGUCCUUCAUUCUGCGUUGGGAGUCUGGAAGAAGACUCUCCCUUCCCUUCCUUUGCCCAGAUGCUGAGAGUUGGAAAAGCAAAAGCAGAUGUGUGGCCCAAAACUGCUCCAAAGAAAGAUGAAAACAGCUUAGUUCCUCCUGUGGACAGCGAUGGGGAGAGUGAUAACUCAGACCGUGUUCCUGUGCCCAGUUUCCAAAAUUCCUUCAGCCAAGCUAUUGAAGCAGCCUUCAUGAAACUGGACACACCAGCUACUUCAGAUCCCCUCUCUGAAGAGAAAGGAGGAAAGAAAAGAAAAAAACAGAAACAAAAGCUCCUGUUCAGCACCUCAGUCGUCCACACCAAGUGACACUACUGGCCCUGGCUACCUUCUCCAUCUGGUUUUCUUUUUCCUGUGCUUUUGUUUUGCUGCUGUAAUUUUUAAGUAUUUGAGUUUGAACAGAUUAGCUCUGGGGGGAGGGGGUUUCCACAGUGUGAGGGGGAACCAAGAAAAUUUUAAAUACAGUGUAUUUUCCAGCUUCCCAUCUUUACACCAAAAUAAAGUAUUGACACACAAGA